AUGGGUUCCGAUAAAGAUGUUAAUUUAGUUUUGAUUUGGCUUGGUAUGAUAGCGGCACGAUAUCAUGUUUCCCGUAUUGUUGAUAAAAGAGCAAAAGGAAUAUUAAAUUCUUCAUAUGAUCAACCCAAGAAGAAGGGUGACCCUGCUAGUCUUUUUUCAUGUGUUACUUGUGGGUGUCUAUGCUUUUCGUGUGUAGCCAUCGUGCAGCCGUCAAAAACCACUGCACAUUAUCUCAUGUCGAAUGAGGAUGUAAAUGUAAUAGAUCAAGGGCUUUCUUCAGGGAAAUUGUUGAAGAGCAGUUCAAGUACUCCAGAACAUAAAGACAUUCCAGCAUUCACUCUUUUGGCUUUGGCUUAUGGUGAUUCUUCUGACUCUGAAGAAGGAUCUGAACCCACCAAGCUUGUUUUGGAAUCUAAACAUUCUUUAAUCGGCUUAAGGCCAAUGGAUUCAUCAGCCUGUGAAAAAGACUCUUCAAGAUUGCGUGUUUUUUGUCUUGAUCAUGCUCAUGAAUUAGAGCAACGGCUCCGCGCAGUUGGUGGAGUUCUUCAGUUCUUUAUUUAUGUAAAAGGGAAAUUGUUGAAGAGCAGUUCAAGUACUCCAGAACAUAAAGACAUUCCAGCAUUCACUCUUUUGGCUUUGGCUUAUGGUGAUUCUUCUGACUCUGAAGAAGGAUCUGAACCCACCAAGCUUGUUUUGGAAUCUAAACAUUCUUUAAUCGGCUUAAGGCCAAUGGAUUCAUCAGCCUGUGAAAAAGACUCUUCAAGAUUGCGUGUUUUUUGUCUUGAUCAUGCUCAUGAAUUAGAGCAACGGCUCCGCGCAGUUGGUGGAGUUCAUAUGUUGCUUCUUUGUCAUCAAGAUUAUCGAGAGAUAAAUGAUGCAGCAAGAAUUAUGGGCAAAGAAUUGGGAACUUCGUAUAAUAUGUUGACUCAUGUUAAAUAUAAAUCAAUUACUGAACAAGAAAAGACGAUGAUACAAUGGGCUUUAGAUGAUGAAGAAACUGCAACUGGUAACCAAGAUUGGGCUGUUAAAAUGGGGAUUGAUAUUUUCUACAGUGCUAAACUUGGUUGUUCUUCAUCCUAUAAAAAACAAAUGCCUUAUAAUGCAGUUAUUUAUAAUGCAUUUAGACAAGAUUAUCCAUCCGAUGACCAAUCAGGGAGGCAGAAAAAGAUUACUGUGGCGGGUAGAUGGUGUGGGAAAGUAUGGAUCUCUAAUCAAGUUCAUCCUUUGUUAUUAGUAAGAGAUGAUGAGCAUGAUGCUGCUGCUGCUGCUGAUGAUGAUGAUGAUCAUAAUGACAACCAACAAGAAGAUCAACAAGCAGCUGUUCAUGUCUUUCCUAAGAUGAAUGUGAAUCAUGAAAACCAUUUGGUGGUUAGAACAAGCACAAGGAAGAGAAACAAGGCCUUCAAGGGUAUGUUCUUGGAAGUAGAAGCAUCACCGCCACCACUGUCGUCUGCAGAUUCUGAAGAUGAAAGUGAUUAUGAUCCCUCCAAAUCCUCAAGAAGAAUCACGCACAAGCCUGCUAGAAACCUUGAAGUCAUGAGUAAACAAAAGUCAAAAAUGAAUCAGAAUCAAGCAAAGAAAGGCAAUAAAAAUACAAUCACAUAA
Molecule: messenger RNA, 1605 nt
Organism: Helianthus annuus (common sunflower)
Lineage: Eukaryota; Viridiplantae; Streptophyta; Magnoliopsida; Asterales; Asteraceae
Product: lysine-specific demethylase REF6-like
Exons: 6
Coding region: 1-1605 (534 amino acids)
Biological process (GO): chromatin remodeling
Cellular component (GO): nucleus
Molecular function (GO): histone H3K4me/H3K4me2/H3K4me3 demethylase activity
Source: RefSeq, a predicted model, not a curated record